Molecule: messenger RNA, 825 nt
Organism: Suillus fuscotomentosus
Lineage: Eukaryota; Fungi; Basidiomycota; Agaricomycetes; Boletales; Suillaceae
Product: ClpP crotonase
Exons: 6
Coding region: 1-825 (274 amino acids)
Biological process (GO): fatty acid beta-oxidation
Cellular component (GO): mitochondrion
Molecular function (GO): enoyl-CoA hydratase activity
Source: RefSeq, a predicted model, not a curated record
AUGUCGUUCGUCGCACUCUCCCGCUCAACAUUCCGCCAUGCAAGCCGCAGCGCUCGUUUCUUCUCUACCAGUUUGCGUGUACAGCGCGAAUACGCAAAUGUCCUUGUCUCACGGCCCAGCCCAGGCGUGGCGCUCAUCACUCUGAACAGACCCAAGGCACUCAAUGCACUCAAUGCGGCGCACUUUCAAGAUAUAUCUGAUGCGAUGAAGGAGGCUGAUGAGGAUGCUAGUGUGGGUGCUAUAAUUCUCACUGGAUCAGAACGCGCGUUUGCGGCUGGUGCGGACAUCAAGGAAAUGAAGGACAAGUCCUUCGCCGAAGCGUACACCGCCAACUUCCUCGCUGAUUGGGAAGUUAUCACUAAGCUUAAAAAGCCGGUUAUUGCAGCCGUCAGCGGUUACGCCCUCGGAGGUGGCUUGGAGCUUGCAUUGCAGGCUGAUAUUCUUCUCGCAGCGCCUUCAGCACAACUUGGACAACCAGAGGUCAAUCUCGGAGUCAUCCCUGGCGGCGGCGGGACCCAACGUCUCGCCCAUCUCAUCGGCAAAUCGCGUGCCAUGGAACUCGUCCUCACCGGACGUAUAAUUGGUGCAGACGAGGCAGAACGCUGGGGCAUCGGACGGGUUGUACGCGAGGGCAGUGUCGUUGAUGAGGCCGUAAAGGUAGCGAGCGAUAUUGCAAGCAAGGGACGCAUCGCAGUGAAUGCGGGCAAGGAGGCCGGACUGAGAUUUGAGAAGCGGUUAUUCCAUGCUUUGUUUUCAACCAAGGAUCAGAAGGAGGGCAUGGCUGCUUUUGCUGAGAAACGAAGGGCAGAGUGGACGCACUCGUAA